AAAAUCUGGACGGAAAAAGAGACGGAUGAUGGUAAUAACUAAUAAUGCAAAAAAGGGAUGAAAUAUUAAUUAGGGUUCAUCACUUAAUCUGCCAAAUGGAUUCUGUAAAUCCACUCCCACAAUUUGAUUUCCGAUUUAACAAACCAGGGUUAAAGGAGAAAAAAUGGUGUUGUGGGAAGAGGGUUACAGGCUUACAGCAAGCUUGGUUACAACACGCUAUAUAUAUGUUCGUAACACUACACGGUGCAAGAGCGAGACUGGAGUUAGUGUGUGUGUGGGAGAGAGAGUCUGCGAGUUUUUAAUCUCAGACGAAUACUAGUGGAAUCUCAAGACUUCUGAAUUCACGUUGUCUAUCUACCUGUUUUUUCUCGCUGAUCAUGGCUAGUUGGAUUAUGAAUAGAUGAAGGAACGUUUUUGUGCGUCCUGUUUUGCCAAUGGGUCCGGACCAGUUUUUAAGAAGUACUUGAUUCGGGUUAGAGAGGAAAGACAGCCAUCGAAGCUGUGAGAACCAUGUGGCAUGUUAUUUUUACACGUUUAUUAGGUGGUCACACUGAAAAAUAUGUAAUUGGAUUCGACCGUUAACUUUUUUUGCAGCUGUAAUCUCGAAAAAAUAUUUAAUUGGAUUCGAGCCAUAGCUUUUUAUGUGGCUGUAAUCUCAACUCGAUAUGAAAUGUUUCAUAUGCUUUAUCAUCCACGGUGUUGGUAAUUGCUUAUCUUAUUGCAUUUAUCUUCGUUUUGUUUCAAUUUGUCAUAUAGAUAUACCAAUAUUAUGUGCCCCUCACUAAAUAGUAAGUCAUUUAUCGUCAAAUGAAUCUUUUAAUAAUUGUCACCGUCUCCUUCUGUUCUAUUUAUACUCAAUUUCUAUAAUUACUAUUAAUUCAUUCGGAUAUGCUGCUGAUAAUGCAUUCAUCAUCCUAAGGAAGACAAGAUGGGCGAGAUUGGUGGCAGUGAAGGACAUUCAUCUGCCUCCGCCAAUAAAAAGUCCCGAAACAAACAAAAAAAAUGCUCGUCCGAUCUCACAUCUCAACUCUUGGACAAGCCACCACCUCUAUCCCCGACUGAAUACCGCAAGUACCAGCUUCUCGAGCAGCAGUUCCAGAAUGCAUUCAGACAACUGAAAUCUAUGGUUGAAAAAUCCAGAGGCACCAUUAAGGAGGCAGCUGCCGAAUGGGAUGACCCCGUCACCUUCGAGCUCGAGGGACUUCUAUCGAGCUUCUUGUCAACAACUCUCGACAAUGCCGUCAGGAAGCUCGUCUGGUGCGGCUACAAUGAAGAAACUGCUGAAUGGGCCAUCCUCAGCAGUAGUAACUUUAACGGCAGUAAAGAUGCUGAGUCCAACAUUGUCGAGGGUGCCUUAACUCUGUUGAAAAUGGACGAGCAUGUGAAGAUGCAGAAGAAAACUGUGUUUGAGAGCCUCCAGAGCCUGGUUGAGUACACAUUGCUUGAGAUGAUCCACGUUGUCCGUGAGCUGAGGCCUGAGUUGACCGUGACAGAGGUGAUGUGGUGCCUUUUGAUGAGCGACUUGGACCUUGCAACUGUAUGCGGUCUUAAAUGGGCCCCAGAAGCCUCUGAAGGAAGCCCAAGGGAAACUUCCAGAACAGUCCAGCCCAGUUCUGGUGAAUUGGCGAAAGGGGCCUCUCUUUCUCUUCAGGAGCUGAAGAUGGACGAGAACUCUGGGCCCAGCGGCAGUAAAAAGGCGCCAGCUAUUCAUUUCAAGGGGGAUUUUCUCCGCCAGAAGGCGAUCCAUUUCGAGAAGAACUAUAGAGGCCGGUUUACAAAAGGGAGCUUUAAGGCCAAAGUCGCUGCAUGGGAAAGCAUGGUCUUGGACCAGUCACUCGAGUUGCAAUCUAUCUCUGAAGGAGACGAGAAAAAAUCUGAUGAUUCGCAGCUGACUGAUAAAGAUCAACUUUCUGCAUUGCCAGCUGGAAAUCUCGACACCUGCAUGAGGGGCGAGAAAGUCAAUUUCCCCGAUCCGCUCAAGGAGCCCACCGAUUACUAUGCACAAAUCCGAUUUGACGAGAUUCUCCAGGAAUACGUGGCGAAGGAUGAAAAGGACCAGUUGCUGUUUAUCACAGUGCCUCUCAAGGCCGAGCUUCAGAAGGAGCUCAAAGGGUGGUACGACUGGGCGAACGAGAAGGUCAUGCAGGCGGCCCGUAAGCUAGGGAAGGAAAAGGCUGAACUGAAAACUCUAAGGCAAGAGAAAAAGGACGUUGAGAAUUCUAAGAAGCAAAAACAAACAGUAGUUAACCAUGCGGCCGAAAUGGAUCACAGGUUGGCUAACGCGAUAAAUCAGAUCCAGAUGGCCAGCUUUUCUGUGAAACAGCUUGAAGCCGAAAAUGAUGUGCUGAGGAGGGGAAUGGAGGCUGCUAGGAUGGAGGCUCGCGGAUCGGAGGUUAAAUUGGACGAGGCUGUUGCGAAGGAGCAGGAAAUUAUGAAGAGAUUGCAGGCUUGGGAGGUAGAGAAGGAUUUUAUGAUUGAGAAAUUGACUGUUACGAGGCGAGAAACUGCCGAGUUGGAGAGUCUGAUUGGGAAGAGGAAAAAUCGCCAGAAUCAGUUCAAGGUUCUGUUGAGGCAGGAAGAGAAGGAGAGACUGAAAGACCAGAGAAUGAUUGAUUCCCUGAGGCAGAAAAGGGAAAAAGUAGAGGCCGUAAUGAAGGCAGAAGCCGACAACAUAAACCAAAAGGUACAGAUGAAAAAACAAAAUUUUGAAGACAAAAUCAAGAAUCUGCGGAGAAAGAUCUCGGCAUUGAAGCUGGAGUCUGACAAGAAGAAAAUAGCGGCUCUAAACGCUAGCUAUGGCUUGAAUGUCCCUAAUGUAGGUAAGCGAUUGCCCGUUUUUCAGGAGAUUUACGAGACUGGCGAUGCCAAGGAGGAGAGAGAGUGUGUGAUUUGCAUGAGUGAUGAGAUAUCGGUGGUUUUUGUGCCGUGUGGUCACCAGGUUCUUUGUGGGCCGUGUAAUGAUCUUCAUGAGAAGAAGGGUAUGAAGGAUUGCCCGUCUUGCAGGGGAAUGAUCGAUAGUCGGGUUUCUGUCUGUUUUCGGUAAGUGAUAUUCUAUGGGGAAUUUUUGUUGUCGCAUUUUACGAAUCGAGUUGAUUGGCAAUCAGUAAAUGUGGCCCUUUAUGUUGCUUUCUAGCACAGUUGAUUAUGAACUGAUUUAGGAAGAAAAACUGAAAGAGAGAGCAAAAAAAGGUUGGAAUUUUGGAAAAGGUUGAAAAACUUACAAUUAUUGUUUCAGAAAUCAUCAACUUGGAUGGUGUUAUUUUGGUUUUGACUUUGUUGUUACAACAGUGGUGUAAAUUUGGAGUUUGAAUUUUUAUAUAAAUUACAUAUCGUUUGAUUUA
Molecule: messenger RNA, 3341 nt
Organism: Striga asiatica
Lineage: Eukaryota; Viridiplantae; Streptophyta; Magnoliopsida; Lamiales; Orobanchaceae
Source: the annotation of a GenBank genome assembly